UGUCACACCAUACCUGUGGAGCGCUCGUCUCUCCACAACACCACCAUGGGGACUUUAAAUUUAACAACUAUAACAUUAGUAACAUGGAUUGCUCUAUUUAUUGGACUGACUGCUGCACAAACGACCGUAGCAAUUAUUGAACCACUGAUGACAAAGCAACUGAUUUCAGGAAUUGCUUCAGCGCAUAACGAGCUCGUCUGCAGCACGUGGGGAAAUUGCCACUUCUUGACGUUCGACAGAGACCUUUUCCAGCUCCCGUCUACGUGUAACCACAUCCUGACGUCGCACUGCAGAGGCAGCUAUGAAGACUUUAAUGUUCAGAUGAGACGGGAGAUCGUGAACGGCGAACCAACAAUCAGCAAAAUCUCCCUGAAGCUGGACGGCACAGUGGUGGAGCUCAGUAAAGGCUUAAUCAUUGUCAACGGCCAAACGGUCACGGCACCAUUUGCCAGCAGCAGUGUAUAUAUUGAAAGACUCAGCUCUUACAUCUCCAUCAAAUCCACAGUGGGGCUAAAAGCUAUGUGGAAUGAAGAUGAUGGCUUCAUGAUUGAAUUAGAUGCAAAGUACAAAAAUCGGACCUGUGGGCUUUGCGGCGACUUCAACGGCGUCUCUGGUUACAAUGAAAUGAUCAAGAAUGAUGUGCUGCUCUCUCCGUCUGAUUAUGGAAGUCUCUGGAAGAUGGACGGACCCACAGAAAGAUGCGAGGACAUACCUGCACCAAAAUAUACAAACUGCGGAGAUGAGAAUUUCUGCCGUCAGCUGUUCCUCAAAGCGGAGUUCAGCAGCUGCACAUCUCUGGUGUCGGUCGAUAUGUUUGUGACAGCAUGUAUGGAGGAUCUGUGCCAGUGUAACACAACUUCCUGCUUGUGUAAAACCGUAGCCGAGUAUUCACGUCAGUGUGUGCACGCAGGAGGGAAACCCGAAAACUGGAGGACUGACACCUUCUGCCCCAAGUCAUGUUCAGGUACCCUGCAGUACACCGAAUGUGGCAGUCCAUGUACGGAUACCUGCUCGAACUCUGAGAGAGGGGAAGUGUGUGGAGAACACUGCAUCGAUGGAUGCUUCUGUCCUUCUGGCACUGUGUGGGAUGAUGUGACCAACUCCAGCUGUAUUCCGCUGAGUUCCUGCUCCUGUGUUCAUGAAGGAAAUGUUUAUCAAUCUGGAGAGAAUUACACAGGUAGCUGCAGAGAAUGCACUUGUUCAGGAGGUCAGUGGGUAUGUGUGUAUAAAGACUGCCCUGGUACUUGCUCAGUUUUGGGAGGAUCACACGUCAUAACGCUUGACAAUAAGCAGUACACGUUUCAUGGGGACUGUUCGUACGUCCUUGCAAAGGAGUGCACUGGCAAUGAUUUCACCAUUCUGGGUGACUUGAUGCAAUGCGGACUGACAAGCACAGAAAGCUGCCUGAAAACGGUUACGCUCGCAUUAUCACAAGACACUAAGGUGAUCCAAGUGGACUCGUCUGGGAAUGUUAACGUGGACAGGAUUUACACACAGCUUCCAUUGUUUACAGCUGACUUGAGCAUCUAUAUGCCGUCUUCCUUCUACAUCGUCAUCAACGUCAUCAAGUCCAACCUUCUUCUGCAGAUCCAGCUGGUUCCCAUCAUGCAGGUUUUCAUCACACUGAAUCCAGUUUUUCAAGGACAAACAUGUGGACUUUGUGGUAAUUUCAACAACAUACAGGCAGAUGAUUUCACCACACCUGGUGGACUUACAGAAGGAACAGCGGUGGAUUUUGCCAACAGCUGGAAGGCCAGAGCAAACUGCUAUGAUAUCCAGAGAUCUUUUGAGAUCCCGUGCAGUCUGAGCACUGAAAACGAGAAAUAUGCUCAGUACUGGUGUUCCCUGCUGUCAGAUCCUUCUGGAGUUUUCGCUCCCUGCCAUUCAGAGAUCAGCCCUAAUACCUACCAAACGAACUGUAUAUACGACACGUGUAAUUGUGAGAAGUCCGAGGACUGCAUGUGUGCUGCUCUGUCCUCCUACGCACACGCGUGUGCUGCUAAAGGGAUCGUCCUCAGCGGCUGGAGAGAUGUUGCUUGCAAUAACUCCACGACGUGCAGCAGCUCCUUAGUUUUCUCAUAUGAAAUGACCAGCUGUGACCGCACAUGUCGCUUCAUCGGGCAGGAGGACUACACCUGCAUCAACCCAGUGAAAGUUGAGGGUUGCGGCUGUGCACCGGGGACCUACAUGAAUGAAAACGGAGUGUGUGUUGACGCAAAUAACUGCCCGUGUUACGAUGCCAACACCAUCAUUCAGCCCGGCGAGAUCAUUAGCAAAGACGGCACCACAUGCACAUGUAAGCAAGGCACACUGAGCUGCUUUGGUCUACUGAAGGUGGAAGAAUGUGUGGCGCCAAUGACGUACUUCAACUGCUCCAGCGCUGCUCCCGGAAGCACCGGCUCUGAAUGUCAGAAAAGCUGCCAAAUCCUGGACAUGGCCUGUAUCAGCACAGAGUGUGUUUCCGGCUGCAUGUGUCCCUCUGGCCUGGUGUUCGACGGAAAAGGUGGCUGUAUUUCUGAAGACCUUUGUCCAUGUGUCCAUAACGGAGUGAAUUAUCAAUCUGGCGAGAGCGUUCAAGAUGGCUGCAACACAUGCAUCUGUCAGGACAGAAGAUGGCAGUGCACCACAAAUCAGUGCAGUGGAACGUGUACCAUUUACGGAGAUGGCCAUUAUCUAUCCUUCGACAAAAAACUAUACGUGUUUAAUGGAAACUGUGAAUAUGCCCUCGCUCAGGACUUCUGUAGUGGCAGUAGCACCAACGGCACUUUCAGAGUCAUCACUGAAAACAUUCCCUGUGGAACAACCGGGACCACCUGCUCAAAGUCCAUCAAACUCUUCAUAGGAAGCAAUGAGCUGAUCCUCUCAGAUGGAACAUACCAAGUGGUACAGAGAAGCAAUGGAGAGGAAAUCCCGUACCAGAUCCGCACCAUGGGAAACUACUUGGUGGUUGAGACCUACAACGGCAUAAUGCUUGUAUGGGACAGAAAAACAACCAUAUACAUUGUGCUGAGUCCUCAGUUUAAUGGAAAUGUGUGCGGUCUGUGUGGAAACUUUGAUGGCAAUGCCAAUAAUGACUUCACCACAAGAAGCCAAGAAGUGGUCAUUGACCCAGUCACCUUUGGAAAUAGCUGGAAAGUGUCUCCUACUUGUCCAGAGGCGCUGGCCGUUAGCAAUCCAUGUGCUAACAAUCCAUACAGGGAGGCAUGGGCACAGAAACAGUGCAGCAUCAUAAACAGUGACACUUUUGGUGCCUGCCAUUCACAGGUGGAACCAUCUUCUUAUUAUACUGCAUGUGUGAGUGAUGCAUGUGCUUGUGACACCGGAGGAGAUUGUGAGUGUUUCUGUACUGCUGUAGCAGCCUACGCUAAGGCCUGUAGUGCUGCUGGAGUGUGUGUUGCCUGGAGAAGCCCAAAAGUUUGCCCACUGUUCUGUGAUUACUACAACCCACCUGGUGAGUGUGAGUGGCACUACAAACCUUGUGGUCACACGUGUAUGAAGACCUGCAGAAACCCCACAGGAAACUGCACAAUGGAGACUCCAGGACUGGAAGGUUGCUAUCCUGAAUGCCCAGCAGAUCUCCCAUUGUUUGAUGAGGAUAUCAUGAAGUGUGUGUCACAAUGUGGCUGCUAUGCUGAAAUGCUACGUUAUGAGAUCGGCCAGUCUAUCCCUACUAAAAACAACUGCCAGACAUGUCACUGCACAUCAAAUGGAGAGAGCUGCAAAUAUGAUGUAAACGCUUGUACAUGUCAACAUAAUGGUACCAUGUACAAGUACAAAGACAUCAUUUACUACACAACAGAUGGACUUGGACACUGCAUUACUGCUAUAUGUGCUGAGGAUGGAAAUAUUAACAAGACAGUGGAACCUUGUGCAACUACAGUUGCCCCAACAGUACCAACAACACCACUGACUACAACACCAAAGCCUACAACUGUAUUUGUUUUCACCACUCCAGAGAUAACAACUCUAAAUGCAACAACAACCACAGAAGCAGCUCCAACAACUCCAACAAUCACAACAGGUGAAAGCAAAACCACACAAAUCUCUACAACAGCAACAACAGCGAUUGCUGCAAUCACAAAAACACCUAGCACACUUACUGGCACAACAGGCACAACAUCAACAUCAAUGAAAAGCAUGUCACCUACCCUGUCAACAGAAAUCACAAGCAUAGCUCCACCAGCGACAACAUCUGUGCCACCAGAAAUGACAACCAUUCAGCCUGUGGAAACUUCUACUGUCAAAGAAAGCACUAUUUCCACAGAAGCACCCCCGACAACUCCAAAAAUCACAACAGAGACAAUAAGCACAGCUCCACUAGUGACAACAUCUCUGCCACCAGAAACAACGACCACUCAGCCACUGGAAACUACUCCAGCCAAAGAAACAACUAUUUCCUCAGAAACAACAACAUUACCUGUUACAACUCUUCCAAUCACCACAACCAUUGCUCCAGAAGUAACAAGUACUCAGCCUUCCACGGAGACCACCAUAUCACCAGAAAUAACAACACUGACAACCAAACCAGUUGUAAAGGCAACAACAGUGGUUCCAGAAGUGACAACUACUCAGGUUCCUAUAACUCCUCCUAAAGAGACCACGGGUCCAGCAGAAACAACAAUACUGACAACCACAGUUGCACCAAAGACAACAUCUGUGCCACCAGAAACAACGAGCACUCAGCCAUUGGAAACUACUCCAGCCAAAGAAACAACUAUUUCCUCAGAAACAACAACAUUACCUGUUACAACUCUUCCAAUCACCACAACCAUUGCUCCAGAAGUAACAAGUACUCAGCCUUCCACGGAGACCACCAUAUCACCAGAAAUAACAACACUGACAACCAAACCAGUUGUAAAGGCAACAACAGUGGUUCCAGAAGUGACAACUACUCAGGUUCCUAUAACUCCUCCUAAAGAGACCACAGGUCCAGCAGAAACAACAAUACUGACAACCACAGUUGCACCAAAGACAACAUCUGUGCCACCAGAAACAACGAGCACUCAGCCAUUGGAAACUACUCCAGCCAAAGAAACAACUAUUUCCUCAGAAACAACAACAUUACCUGUUACAACUCUUCCAAUCACCACAACCAUUGCUCCAGAAGUAACAAGUACUCAGCCUUCCACGGAGACCACCAUAUCACCAGAAAUAACAACACUGACAACCAAACCAGUUGUAAAGGCAACAACAGUGGUUCCAGAAGGGACAACUACUCAGGUUCCUAUAACUCCUCCUAAAGAGACCACAGGUCCAGCAGAAACAACAAUACUGACAACCACAGUUGCACCAAAGACAACAUCUGUGCCACCAGAAAUAACGAGCACUCAGCCAUUGGAAACUACUCCAGCCAAAGAAACAACUAUUUCCUCAGAAACAACAACAUUACCUGUUACAACUCUUCCAAUCACCACAACCAUUGCUCCAGAAGUAACAAGUACUCAGCCUUCCACGGAGACCACCAUAUCACCAGAAAUAACAACACUGACAACCAAACCAGUUGUAAAGGCAACAACAGUGGUUCCAGAAGGGACAACUACUCAGGUUCCUAUAACUCCUCCAAAAGAGACCACAGGUCCAGCAGAAACAACAAUACUGACAACCACAGUUGCACCAAAGACAACAUCUGUGCCACCAGAAAUAACGAGCACUCAGCCAUUGGAAACUACUCCAGCCAAAGAAACAACUAUUUCCUCAGAAACAACAACAUUACCUGUUACAACUCUUCCAAUCACCACAACCAUUGCUCCAGAAGUAACAAGUACUCAGCCUUCCACGGAGACCACCAUAUCACCAGAAAUAACAACACUGACAACCAAACCAGUUGUAAAGGCAACAACAGUGGUUCCAGAAGGGACAACUACUCAGGUUCCUAUAACUCCUCCUAAAGAGACCACAGGUCCAGCAGAAACAACAAUACUGACAACCACAGUUGCACCAAAGACAACAUCUGUGCCACCAGAAAUAACGAGCACUCAGCCAUUGGAAACUACUCCAGCCAAAGAAACAACUAUUUCCUCAGAAACAACAACAUUACCUGUUACAACUCUUCCAAUCACCACAACCAUUGCUCCAGAAGUAACAAGUACUCAGCCUUCCACGGAGACCACCAUAUCACCAGAAAUAACAACACUGACAACCAAACCAGUUGUAAAGGCAACAACAGUGGUUCCAGAAGUGACAACUACUCAGGUUCCUAUAACUCCUCCUAAAGAGACCACAGGUCCAGCAGAAAAAACAAUACUGACAACCACAGUUGCACCAAAGACAACAUCUGUGCCACCAGAAACAACGAGCACUCAGCCAUUGGAAACUACUCCAGCCAAAGAAACAACUAUUUCCUCAGAAACAACAACAUUACCUGUUACAACUCUUCCAAUCACCACAACCAUUGCUCCAGAAGUAACAAGUACUCAGCCUUCCACGGAGACCACCAUAUCACCAGAAAUAACAACACUGACAACCAAACCAGUUGUAAAGGCAACAACAGUGGUUCCAGAAGUGACAACUACUCAGGUUCCUAUAACUCCUCCUAAAGAGACCACAGGUCCAGCAGAAACAACAAUACUGACAACCACAGUUGCACCAAAGACAACAUCUGUGCCACCAGAAACAACGAGCACUCAGCCAUUGGAAACUACUCCAGCCAAAGAAACAACUAUUUCCUCAGAAACAACAACAUUACCUGUUACAACUCUUCCAAUCACCACAACCAUUGCUCCAGAAGUAACAAGUACUCAGCCUUCCACGGAGACCACCAUAUCAUCAGAAAUAACAACACUGACAACCAAACCAGUUGUAAAGGCAACAACAGUGGUUCCAGAAGUGACAACUACUCAGGUUCCUAUAACUCCUCCUAAAGAGACCACAGGUCCAGCAGAAACAACAAUACUGACAACCACAGUUGCACCAAAGACAACAUCUGUGCCACCAGAAACAACGAGCACUCAGCCAUUGGAAACUACUCCAGCCAAAGAAACAACUAUUUCCUCAGAAACAACAACAUUACCUGUUACAACUCUUCCAAUCACCACAACCAUUGCUCCAGAAGUAACAAGUACUCAGCCUUCCACGGAGACCACCAUAUCACCAGAAAUAACAACACUGACAACCAAACCAGUUGUAAAGGCAACAACAGUGGUUCCAGAAGUGACAACUACUCAGGUUCCUAUAACUCCUCCUAAAGAGACCACAGGUCCAGCAGAAACAACAAUACUGACAACCACAGUUGCACCAAAGACAACAUCUGUGCCACCAGAAAUAACGAGCACUCAGCCAUUGGAAACUACUCCAGCCAAAGAAACAACUAUUUCCUCAGAAACAACAACAUUACCUGUUACAACUCUUCCAAUCACCACAACCAUUGCUCCAGAAGUAACAAGUACUCAGCCUUCCACGGAGACCACCAUAUCACCAGAAAUAACAACACUGACAACCAAACCAGUUGUAAAGGCAACAACAGUGGUUCCAGAAGGGACAACUACUCAGGUUCCUAUAACUCCUCCUAAAGAGACCACAGGUCCAGCAGAAACAACAAUACUGACAACCACAGUUGCACCAAAGACAACAUCUGUGCCACCAGAAAUAACGAGCACUCAGCCAUUGGAAACUACUCCAGCCAAAGAAACAACUAUUUCCUCAGAAACAACAACAUUACCUGUUACAACUCUUCCAAUCACCACAACCAUUGCUCCAGAAGUAACAAGUACUCAGCCUUCCACGGAGACCACCAUAUCACCAGAAAUAACAACACUGACAACCAAACCAGUUGUAAAGGCAACAACAGUGGUUCCAGAAGUGACAACUACUCAGGUUCCUAUAACUCCUCCUAAAGAGACCACAGGUCCAGCAGAAACAACAAUACUGACAACCACAGUUGCACCAAAGACAACAUCUGUGCCACCAGAAACAACGAGCACUCAGCCAUUGGAAACUACUCCAGCCAAAGAAACAACUAUUUCCUCAGAAACAACAACAUUACCUGUUACAACUCUUCCAAUCACCACAACCAUUGCUCCAGAAGUAACAAGUACUCAGCCUUCCACGGAGACCACCAUAUCACCAGAAAUAACAACACUGACAACCAAACCAGUUGUAAAGGCAACAACAGUGGUUCCAGAAGUGACAACUACUCAGGUUCCUAUAACUCCUCCUAAAGAGACCACAGGUCCAGCAGAAACAACAAUACUGACAACCACAGUUGCACCAAAGACAACAUCUGUGCCACCAGAAAUAACGAGCACUCAGCCAUUGGAAACUACUCCAGCCAAAGAAACAACUAUUUCCUCAGAAACAACAACAUUACCUGUUACAACUCUUCCAAUCACCACAACCAUUGCUCCAGAAGUAACAAGUACUCAGCCUUCCACGGAGACCACCAUAUCACCAGAAAUAACAACACUGACAACCAAACCAGUUGUAAAGGCAACAACAGUGGUUCCAGAAGGGACAACUACUCAGGUUCCUAUAACUCCUCCUAAAGAGACCACAGGUCCAGCAGAAACAACAAUACUGACAACCACAGUUGCACCAAAGACAACAUCUGUGCCACCAGAAAUAACGAGCACUCAGCCAUUGGAAACUACUCCAGCCAAAGAAACAACUAUUUCCUCAGAAACAACAACAUUACCUGUUACAACUCUUCCAAUCACCACAACCAUUGCUCCAGAAGUAACAAGUACUCAGCCUUCCACGGAGACCACCAUAUCACCAGAAAUAACAACACUGACAACCAAACCAGUUGUAAAGGCAACAACAGUGGUUCCAGAAGUGACAACUACUCAGGUUCCUAUAACUCCUCCUAAAGAGACCACAGGUCCAGCAGAAACAACAAUACUGACAACCACAGUUGCACCAAAGACAACAUCUGUGCCACCAGAAAUAACGAGCACUCAGCCAUUGGAAACUACUCCAGCCAAAGAAACAACUAUUUCCUCAGAAACAACAACAUUACCUGUUACAACUCUUCCAAUCACCACAACCAUUGCUCCAGAAGUAACAAGUACUCAGCCUUCCACGGAGACCACCAUAUCACCAGAAAUAACAACACUGACAACCAAACCAGUUGUAAAGGCAACAACAGUGGUUCCAGAAGGGACAACUACUCAGGUUCCUAUAACUCCUCCUAAAGAGACCACAGGUCCAGCAGAAACAACAAUACUGACAACCACAGUUGCACCAAAGACAACAUCUGUGCCACCAGAAAUAACGAGCACUCAGCCAUUGGAAACUACUCCAGCCAAAGAAACAACUAUUUCCUCAGAAACAACAACAUUACCUGUUACAACUCUUCCAAUCACCACAACCAUUGCUCCAGAAGUAACAAGUACUCAGCCUUCCACGGAGACCACCAUAUCACCAGAAAUAACAACACUGACAACCAAACCAGUUGUAAAGGCAACAACAGUGGUUCCAGAAGUGACAACUACUCAGGUUCCUAUAACUCCUCCUAAAGAGACCACAGGUCCAGCAGAAACAACAAUACUGACAACCACAGUUGCACCAAAGACAACAUCUGUGCCACCAGAAAUAACGAGCACUCAGCCAUUGGAAACUACUCCAGCCAAAGAAACAACUAUUUCCUCAGAAACAACAACAUUACCUGUUACAACUCUUCCAAUCACCACAACCAUUGCUCCAGAAGUAACAAGUACUCAGCCUUCCACGGAGACCACCAUAUCACCAGAAAUAACAACACUGACAACCAAACCAGUUGUAAAGGCAACAACAGUGGUUCCAGAAGUGACAACUACUCAGGUUCCUAUAACUCCUCCUAAAGAGACCACAGGUCCAGCAGAAACAACAAUACUGACAACCACAGUUGCACCAAAGACAACAUCUGUGCCACCAGAAACAACGAGCACUCAGCCAUUGGAAACUACUCCAGCCAAAGAAACAACUAUUUCCUCAGAAACAACAACAUUACCUGUUACAACUCUUCCAAUCACCACAACCAUUGCUCCAGAAGUAACAAGUACUCAGCCUUCCACGGAGACCACCAUAUCACCAGAAAUAACAACACUGACAACCAAACCAGUUGUAAAGGCAACAACAGUGGUUCCAGAAGUGACAACUACUCAGGUUCCUAUAACUCCUCCUAAAGAGACCACAGGUCCAGCAGAAACAACAAUACUGACAACCACAGUUGCACCAAAGACAACAUCUGUGCCACCAGAAAUAACGAGCACUCAGCCAUUGGAAACUACUCCAGCCAAAGAAACAACUAUUUCCUCAGAAACAACAACAUUACCUGUUACAACUCUUCCAAUCACCACAACCAUUGCUCCAGAAGUAACAAGUACUCAGCCUUCCACGGAGACCACCAUAUCACCAGAAAUAACAACACUGACAACCAAACCAGUUGUAAAGGCAACAACAGUGGUUCCAGAAGUGACAACUACUCAGGUUCCUAUAACUCCUCCUAAAGAGACCACAGGUCCAGCAGAAACAACAAUACUGACAACCACAGUUGCACCAAAGACAACAUCUGUGCCACCAGAAACAACGAGCACUCAGCCAUUGGAAACUACUCCAGCCAAAGAAACAACUAUUUCCUCAGAAACAACAACAUUACCUGUUACAACUCUUCCAAUCACCACAACCAUUGCUCCAGAAGUAACAAGUACUCAGCCUUCCACGGAGACCACCAUAUCACCAGAAAUAACAACACUGACAACCAAACCAGUUGUAAAGGCAACAACAGUGGUUCCAGAAGUGACAACUACUCAGGUUCCUAUAACUCCUCCUAAAGAGACCACAGGUCCAGCAGAAACAACAAUACUGACAACCACAGUUGCACCAAAGACAACAUCUGUGCCACCAGAAACAACGAGCACUCAGCCAUUGGAAACUACUCCAGCCAAAGAAACAACUAUUUCCUCAGAAACAACAACAUUACCUGUUACAACUCUUCCAAUCACCACAACCAUUGCUCCAGAAGUAACAAGUACUCAGCCUUCCACGGAGACCACCAUAUCACCAGAAAUAACAACACUGACAACCAAACCAGUUGUAAAGGCAACAACAGUGGUUCCAGAAGUGACAACUACUCAGGUUCCUAUAACUCCUCCUAAAGAGACCACAGGUCCAGCAGAAACAACAAUACUGACAACCACAGUUGCACCAAAGACAACAUCUGUGCCACCAGAAACAACGAGCACUCAGCCAUUGGAAACUACUCCAGCCAAAGAAACAACUAUUUCCUCAGAAACAACAACAUUACCUGUUACAACUCUUCCAAUCACCACAACCAUUGCUCCAGAAGUAACAAGUACUCAGCCUUCCACGGAGACCACCAUAUCACCAGAAAUAACAACACUGACAACCAAACCAGUUGUAAAGGCAACAACAGUGGUUCCAGAAGUGACAACUACUCAGGUUCCUAUAACUCCUCCUAAAGAGACCACGGGUCCAGCAGAAACAACAAUACUGACAACCACAGUUGCACCAAAGACAACAUCUGUGCCACCAGAAACAACGAGCACUCAGCCAUUGGAAACUACUCCAGCCAAAGAAACAACUAUUUCCUCAGAAACAACAACAUUACCUGUUACAACUCUUCCAAUCACCACAACCAUUGCUCCAGAAGUAACAAGUACUCAGCCUUCCACGGAGACCACCAUAUCACCAGAAAUAACAACACUGACAACCAAACCAGUUGUAAAGGCAACAACAGUGGUUCCAGAAGGGACAACUACUCAGGUUCCUAUAACUCCUCCUAAAGAGACCACAGGUCCAGCAGAAACAACAAUACUGACAACCACAGUUGCACCAAAGACAACAUCUGUGCCACCAGAAAUAACGAGCACUCAGCCAUUGGAAACUACUCCAGCCAAAGAAACAACUAUUUCCUCAGAAACAACAACAUUACCUGUUACAACUCUUCCAAUCACCACAACCAUUGCUCCAGAAGUAACAAGUACUCAGCCUUCCACGGAGACCACCAUAUCACCAGAAAUAACAACACUGACAACCAAACCAGUUGUAAAGGCAACAACAGUGGUUCCAGAAGUGACAACUACUCAGGUUCCUAUAACUCCUCCUAAAGAGACCACAGGUCCAGCAGAAACAACAAUACUGACAACCACAGUUGCACCAAAGACAACAUCUGUGCCACCAGAAACAACGAGCACUCAGCCAUUGGAAACUACUCCAGCCAAAGAAACAACUAUUUCCUCAGAAACAACAACAUUACCUGUUACAACUCUUCCAAUCACCACAACCAUUGCUCCAGAAGUAACAAGUACUCAGCCUUCCACGGAGACCACCAUAUCACCAGAAAUAACAACACUGACAACCAAACCAGUUGUAAAGGCAACAACAGUGGUUCCAGAAGUGACAACUACUCAGGUUCCUAUAACUCCUCCUAAAGAGACCACAGGUCCAGCAGAAACAACAAUACUGACAACCACAGUUGCACCAAAGACAACAUCUGUGCCACCAGAAAUAACGAGCACUCAGCCAUUGGAAACUACUCCAGCCAAAGAAACAACUAUUUCCUCAGAAACAACAACAUUACCUGUUACAACUCUUCCAAUCACCACAACCAUUGCUCCAGAAGUAACAAGUACUCAGCCUUCCACGGAGACCACCAUAUCACCAGAAAUAACAACACUGACAACCAAACCAGUUGUAAAGGCAACAACAGUGGUUCCAGAAGUGACAACUACUCAGGUUCCUAUAACUCCUCCUAAAGAGACCACAGGUCCAGCAGAAACAACAAUACUGACAACCACAGUUGCACCAAAGACAACAUCUGUGCCACCAGAAACAACGAGCACUCAGCCAUUGGAAACUACUCCAGCCAAAGAAACAACUAUUUCCUCAGAAACAACAACAUUACCUGUUACAACUCUUCCAAUCACCACAACCAUUGCUCCAGAAGUAACAAGUACUCAGCCUUCCACGGAGACCACCAUAUCACCAGAAAUAACAACACUGACAACCAAACCAGUUGUAAAGGCAACAACAGUGGUUCCAGAAGUGACAACUACUCAGGUUCCUACAACUCCUCCUAAAGAGACCACAGGUCCAGCAGAAACAACACUGACAACCACAGUUGCACCAAAGACAACAUCUGUGCCACCAGAAAUAUUGACCACUCAGCCAUUGGAAACUACUCCAGCCAAAGAAACAACUAUUUCCCCAGGAACAACAUUACCUGUUACAACUCUUCCAAUCACCACAACCAUUGCUCCAGAAGUAACAAGUAGUCCGCCUUCCACGGAGACCACCAUAUCACCAGAAAUAACAACACUGACAACCAAACCAGUUGUAAAGGCAACAACAGUGGUUCCAGAAGUGACAACUACUCAGGUUCCUACAACUCCUCCUAAAGAGACCACAGGUCUAGCAGAAACAACACUGACAACUACAGUUGCACCAAAGACUACACCUGUGCCACCAGAAAUAACGACCACUCAGCCUUUGGAAACUACUCCAGCCAAAGAAACAACAUUACCUAUUUCCAUUCCUCCAAUCACCACCACCAUUGCUCCAGAAGUAACCAGCACUCAGCCUUCCACAGAGACAACAUUAGGAAUUGUGACUGGACCCACACCAACUACUUUAAUUCCAACAACCGGCAAGCAAAUGAAUGUUAGUACUACUGUAACUUUACCUGUGACAACAAGCCCUGUCUGUUGUUUUGUGAACGGAACAGAUUUUCCAUCAGAUACCAUCAUUUACAAUGUAACUGAUGGCUUUGGAUGGUGCUUCACUGCAUAUUGCAAUGCCACUUGUGAUGUUGUGACAAUGUCGUAUUCCUGUUUGACAACACCACCUCCGAUUACCACCACACCAAUCAGCACCACAGCAUUUAAGACAACACCAACAGUAGCUCCAACAAGUAUUCCCACUUUUGCUCCACCUCCUACAACUGUAGCCCCAGACUGUGCCAGUCUUAAUCCACCAAGAAAGAAUGGGGAGUCCUGGAAAGUGGAUAACUGCACCACUGCUACAUGUACUAAUGGCACAGUCAUCCAUGAACCAGUGUACAAGUGUGGCCCAGUUGAACAAAUAACCUGCGCAAAUGGCCGAUCACCCAUUAAGGUUUAUGAUGAGAGUGGCUGCUGCUUCAAAUAUGAAUGUGAAUGCUCUUGUAGUGGAUGGAGCGGCUCUCAUUACAUCACAUUUGGUGGAACACCUUAUACCUUCAGUGAUAACUGCUCAUACAUUUUGGUUCAAGAAAUUUACAAUGCAAAUCUGAAAAUCGUCCUUGACAAGGAAGUCUGCAGCACUGGGAGCUCAUUCUGCCCACAGAGCCUGAUAAUUACAUACAAUUCACAGGAUGUUAUUCUGACACAGACAAUGACAUCAAACGGCGCAACUAAUGUGGUGAUGGUGAAUAACAAGCAAGUCUAUCCUGUCUUCAACAAUGCUAAUUACAUGAUCACAAGCACAGGCAUGGAGAUCAAAGUUGUGAUUCCAGAGAUUCAGGCUCAAGUGACCUACACAGGCACCUCGUUUAAUAUUGACUUGCCCUUCUCUGAGUUUCAGAACAAUACAGAAGGCCUAUGCGGGACCUGUGAUAACAAUCCAGCAAAUGACUGUAGGUCACCUUCUGGUCAAAUUGAGUCCUGUGUGAACACUGCACCAAGCUGGCAGGUUCCCAACAAGACAUGCAUAGCACCCACCACUCUUCCUCCAAUUACGGCUACUACCAUUAUUCCCCCCACCACACCCUACCCAUGCCAGCCAGUCAUCUGUGAGCUCUUCAACAGCAGCAUGUUUGAGCAAUGCCGUAGCAUCAUUCCUUUAGAGCCAUAUAUGACCAGUUGCGAACAGGAUGUGUGCUCUGGAAAACCUGGUUGUUCGAGUCUGCAGGCUUAUGCAUCCGCAUGUGCCAAAGCUGGAGUGUGUGUGAACUGGAGGAAUUACACUAACGGAGAAUGCGAUUAUAAAUGUCCUGCCACUAAAGUCUAUGAAGCCUGUGGCCCCGCUGUGCAACCAACCUGCAAUUCUCAGUAUAAUGAGAAGUACCAGGAGAUGAUGGCAUCUGAAAGUGCAGGAAUGCAGGAAGGAUGUUUCUGUAUGAAAGGCACCGUCCAGUUCAGCUCAUACUCCGAUGUCUGUGUCACUUCAUGCGCUUGCGUCGGCCCUGAUGGCAGUCCCAAAAUGCUGAAUGAAACAUGGCAGAUUGGCUGCCAACUGUGUGAGUGUGAUGGUGAAAGCGUGAGCGUCCAGUGUAACCCAGUCGUAUGUCCGACCACGAUCGUGCCCACUUGUGACCGACCCGGGGAUGUGCUUGUUAACAAAACAGAUGGCUGCUGCACAAGCUAUGAAUGUCAGUGUGAUACAAGUCAGUGUGUCAUGACCACUAUGGCCUGUCCUCUGGGUUUCACACAAGAGAUGAAUUCAGUUCAACCAGGAGAAUGUUGUCCUACAUACACCUGCAAACCGAUGAAAGUCUGUGUGCAGAACGGAACUCUAUAUCAGCCGGGCUCGCCCAUGCCCAGUGAUGAUAUCUGCGAGGACUGCGAAUGUAGCUCAGAUGUGGAUCCCAGUACUGAACUUCUGAACCGAAAAUGCACGGCAAAACAAUGUGUUACGACAUGUGACGAGGGUUUUGAGUAUCAGGCUGUCCCUGGCAAGUGCUGUGGAGAGUGUGUGAGGACGAGCUGUGUGGUCUUCAUUAAUAAUGGCACAGUGACCAUCCCAGUGAACGAAACAUUUACCCCACCUGAUGAUAAAUGUGUGACAUACACCUGCCAGGAUAUUAACGGUAAUCCCAUGGCAAAGGAAAGCAGGAAAAUAUGCCCCGUGUUCAACCCAGAUAUGUGUGUCCCGGGAACAGAGACGACCGACGCCGACGGCUGCUGCAUGAGCUGCACUCCAAAGGGCACCUGCAGUAUGCAAAGCAACACCACUGUGCUGGUUCAUGGUGACUGCAAGAGCGUAACUCCAGUGGAGAUCACUUCCUGCUCAGGAGCCUGUGCCACUUCUUCGAUGUACUCUGCAGAGUCCAACACAGUGAUGCACAUGUGCAGCUGUUGUUAUGAGCAAGGAACCACCAAGAAGCAAGUGGAGAUGAUUUGCCCUGAUGGAACAACCACCACGUUCACAUAUAUUUACAUCAACUCCUGCGGAUGCCAGGUAUCCGAAUGCACAGAAAAGCAGAGGCGCAGAAGGAGCUUGAGCUCUGAACUGCCCAUGAGAAGGCCGGGUAAACUUCACAAGUGAAGGAAACACAAUGAUUUAUUUGAAACGCUUUUUUUUCGCUAGUAAUCUAUGUAGUGCUUCUUUUCUUCUGUUUGCAAUGCAAUAAGUUGUCUAUUUUCAUGGUUAUAAUAUUAUUAUUGUAAGAAUGUUUGAAAAGCUUGUUAACACGGCAUGAUCAGUGUGUCAUGCCUACAAGGUACAUGUCAGGAAGUUUUUCUUUUGUCCUUUGUCUUUUAAAUUCUCAAUAAACUGCUGCAGUUUAAAGCUUU
Messenger RNA from Hemibagrus wyckioides, 16427 nucleotides. RefSeq names its product mucin-2-like. Lineage: Eukaryota; Metazoa; Chordata; Actinopteri; Siluriformes; Bagridae. Gene Ontology annotation, cellular component: extracellular matrix. Gene Ontology annotation, molecular function: protein binding. The record is from RefSeq and is a predicted model, not a curated record. The coding region runs from base 46 to 16179 and encodes 5377 amino acids. The transcript is spliced from 49 exons.